Culicoides brevitarsis is the source of this 2142-nucleotide messenger RNA. RefSeq names its product maltase A1-like. Gene Ontology annotation, biological process: carbohydrate metabolic process. The record is from RefSeq and is a predicted model, not a curated record. The coding region runs from base 1 to 2142 and encodes 713 amino acids. The transcript is spliced from 7 exons. Lineage: Eukaryota; Metazoa; Arthropoda; Insecta; Diptera; Ceratopogonidae.
AUGGGCGACUCAAGUGACGAUGAGAACCCAACGAGACAGCAGGGGAAUGGCGGGCAACAGCAACAGCAGCAGCACGAAAAGAACCGAAGUGUGUCGGAAAGUGAUAAAGUGCAAGAACAGCAAAAAGAUGUUGUGUGCAAGACAAAUUCGGCGCCAUACGGUGACAUGCUGGCACCAAGUUCGUCGCAUAAUUCGUGUCCGUUGCCGCCGAGCGUUGCACGGGCUUUGCGUUACCCGCCAAGUAAUAUAACGCGAAAGUGUGUUCUCACGCUAGACGGAUACUCAUAUGUGAUAGUUAAAAAUGAAAUUUCGGAUAUUCGAGUUGGCGAAUCUAAAAUUUGUUUCCAUUGCGGAGAUGAACCUGAAUCCGAAUGGUAUACAAGCGGCGUUUUUUAUCAAAUUUAUCCAAAGUCAUUUAAGGAUUCAAACAACGACGGAAUCGGCGAUUUGCUUGGAAUAAAGGAAAAAUUGCAUCAUUUGAAAGACUUGGGUGUCGAUGGAGUUUGGCUUUCUCCGAUUUUUAAGUCGCCCCAAGUCGAUGGCGGUUAUGACAUUGAAGAUUUCGAACGGAUUGACGAGAUUUUUGGCACCAUGGAGGACAUGGAAGCGUUAAUUUUGGAAGCAAAACGUUUAAAAAUUCGAUUAAUUUUGGACUUUGUACCGAAUCACACUUCUGACAUGCACGAAUGGUUCAAAAAAUCUGUGAAAAAAGAGCCCGGCUUUGAAGAUUUCUACGUGUGGCGUGACGGAAAAUGCGAGGAAAUUGAAGGAACAAUGGAGUGUAAACCUCCAAACAAUUGGAUUUCCGUCUUUGCCGGUUCUGCUUGGGAAUGGAAUGAGGAAAGGAAACAAUUUUACUUGCAUCAAUUCGUGAAAGGGCAACCAGAUUUGAAUUUCCGCAACGAAAGAGUGCGUGAAGCGAUGAAAAAUGUCUUGCGUUUCUGGAUUAACAAGGGAAUUGAUGGUUUUCGCGUGGAUGCGAUAAAUCACGCUUAUGAAGAAGCCGAAGAAAAAGACGAGCCAGUUCGUCCCGGAGGCGAUCCAAGUAAUUGGAACGACAUACAGCACAUUUACACGAGAGAUCAACCGGAAUCCUAUGACUUGGUAUACGAUUGGCGUGACAUGCUUGACAUGGAUUCCUUCCUCAAUGGUCUCGAUCCGCGUUUAAUCAUGACCGAAGCGUACACCGACAAAUUCGAAGACACCUUCAAAUGGUUCGGAAAUGCCGAAAAAGGUCGCAUUGGAGCUCACAUGGCUUUCAACUUUGUUCUUGUGUCGGGUCUGAAUGCGCAUUCGACUGCCUUUGACUUUGUCGAAAAAAUCUCGCAAUGGAUCGAGGCAGUUCCGAAAGGCGCCCAACCAAAUUGGGUCUUGGGAAAUCACGAUCAGUCAAGAGUUGCGUCUCGUUAUGGCAAAGAUUUGGCGGAGGCACUUGCCGUUCUUGAGAUGACUCUGCCUGGAAUUGCUGUCAUUUAUAAUGGGGAGGAAAUUGGGAUGAAUGAUUAUCGGGAAAUUAGUUGGGAAGACACGCAAGAUCCUCAGGCAUGUAACACGAAUUCGACUUAUUACCAAAAUGUGUCACGGGAUCCCGUUAGAACGCCAUUCCACUGGGAUGCUUCGACAAACGCUGGUUUCAACGAAGGAAACAAACCAUGGCUUCCCAUGAACCCAAAUUUCAAAGAAAUCAACUUAGAAUCACAGAAAAACGAGGAAAAAAGUACUUUCAAAUUGUACCAAAACCUCAUCAAGUUGCGCAAAUUGCCGGUUUUCAAAUUCGGAGACAUAAAAAUGAAAGCUUUUAACGACACAAAUUCUUUCGGAUUUGUCAGAUCUCUUGGCUCAGAGGAAGUUUACGCCGUUGCCAUUAACUUGAAAGAAGAAGAAAAUACGUUGGAUCUAACUUCCAUCGACGAAUCAGUUCAAAAUAAAAAUUUCGAAAAGGCUCAAAUUGUCAUCGCCACAAAUAAUUUCCAACAAGAUCUAACGAAUGAGGAUGGGCAUACAGUUGUUGAUCCCAAAAACUUCAAAUUAGGAGGAAAUCAAGCCGUGGUCCUUCGAUUAUUUGUUCCAACAAACUCAGGCGCCGGAUUAACUGUGUCCAUGACUUUGAUGUUUGUGGCCUUUGUACGAGCAUUUUUCUAA